AUGGAACCUUUUUUGUAUUACUCCAUUUUCACAACUAUUGUUGCCUUCGUCAUUAUCAUCACUCUCACCAAGACAAACACAAGCCUCAGUAAUAAGAAGAACCUUCCACCAUGUCCACCAACACUUCCCAUAAUAGGCAACCUACACCACUUGAAGCCCCGUGUCCACCGAACUUUUCACGCUCUUUCCCAAACCUACGGCCACAUUUUCUCUCUCUGGUUCGGCUCUCGCCUCGUCGUCGUUGUGUCCUGUCCAACCCUAGCCCAACAAUGCCUCACCAAAUACGACAACGUUUUGGCAAACCGCCCUCGUUUUCUCACCGGAAAGUACCUCUUUUAUAACCAUACCAGCUUGGUGUGCUCUUCCAACAAUGACCACUGGCGCAACCUUCGUCGUAUAGCCACCAUGGACGUUCUCUCGACGCCCCGUCUCAACUCCUUCUUCGAAACUCGUAGGGACGAGGUCACCAGGUUCAUAAGAAACUUGGUGGCAGACACGUCCAUGGGGUUCGCUAGGGUGCAACUGAGGCCCAGGAUAACGGAGAUGUUACUCAACAAUAUGAUGAGGAUGAUCUCCGGAAAGAGGAAUAAUGAAUAUGGCAAAGACGACUGCAAUAAUGGCAGGGAUGACAACGGAGCAGGAUGGUUUAGAGAGAUCAUCGAAGAGAUCCUGUCGUUGGUGGAUGCGAACAACAAGAGUGACUUCUUGCCUUUGCUUAGGUGGUUUGAUUUUGAUGGAUUUGUGAAGAGAUUGAAGAGAGUUGGUGAAGAAGCUGACGUGUUUUGGCAAGGACUCCUUGAAGAGCAUCGCAACGGGGAGCAUGGUAAUAACGAUACCAUGAUACAACAUCUCUUGCUUCUUCAAAAAUUGCAACCUAACUACUACACGGAUCAUAUUAUCAAAGGCCUUAUUCAGGAUAUGUUGCUUGCUGGAACAAGCACAACGGUUCUAACUAUUGAGUGGACCUUAUCCGCUUUGUUGAAUCACCCAGAGAUAUUGAGGAAAGCAAAGGAUGAAAUUGACAAUCACAUAGGCAAAGAUCGUUUAGUAGAUGAAUCAGACAUUCCAAAUCUUCCUUAUCUUCAAAAUAUUAUCCAUGAGACACUUAGAUUGUACUCUCCAAGUCCAUUGUUACUGCCUCAUUUUUCUUCAGAUGAGGUGAAUAUUGGAGGAUUCACUAUUCCACGUGACACUAUAGUGUUAAUUAAUUCAUGGGCUAUGAGAAGAGAUCCUAAAAUUUGGGGUGAUGAUGUUGAGUGUUUUAAGCCUGAAAGGUUUGAGAAAGAAGGGGAAGCAAACAAGUUAAUGGCAUUUGGAUUGGGAAGAAGAGCUUGCCCUGGGUCUGGAUUGGCAAAUCGUAUAAUGGGUUUGGCGUUGGGAUUAUUGGUUCAAUGUUUUGAAUGGGAACGACUCAAUCAUGAAGAAAUUGAUAUGAGGGAGGACAAAGGUUUCACCUUUGCAAAGUUAGUUCCAUUAGAGGCUAUGUGCAAAGCAAGACCAAUCAGCAAGAAAUUAGUUAAACAUGAAAUAUGA
Molecule: messenger RNA, 1533 nt
Organism: Arachis stenosperma
Lineage: Eukaryota; Viridiplantae; Streptophyta; Magnoliopsida; Fabales; Fabaceae
Product: isoflavone 3'-hydroxylase-like
Exons: 2
Coding region: 1-1533 (510 amino acids)
Molecular function (GO): oxidoreductase activity, acting on paired donors, with incorporation or reduction of molecular oxygen; heme binding; iron ion binding
Source: RefSeq, a predicted model, not a curated record